Molecule: messenger RNA, 768 nt
Organism: Pochonia chlamydosporia 170
Lineage: Eukaryota; Fungi; Ascomycota; Sordariomycetes; Hypocreales; Clavicipitaceae
Product: GMP synthase
Exons: 2
Coding region: 1-768 (255 amino acids)
Cellular component (GO): nucleus; cytosol
Source: RefSeq, a predicted model, not a curated record
AUGGCGCAGAUUUUCAAACCCACCCCGGAUAGUCCCAAGACCCGGCUCAUGGUCCUAGAGACAGACAAACCUCACCCGGACACAGAGUCCGAGAAAGGAUCAUUUGGUGAAAUUCUGCAUCAACACUUCUCCAAAGCGGGAGCGGCUCACGAUCCGCCUCUUGCUGUGGAAACAAAUCAGAUUUUCGUGGUGACUGAGCAGGGUGGUCGAAUGCCCACAAAAGACGAAUUUGAUGGAUACGAUGGGAUAUUAAUUACCGGGAAUCUAUGGUUAUCCAAACCAGACUUCCACUUCACAGGCGUCUGUUUCGGCCACCAGCUCCUCUCCCGUCUUCUCGGAGGCACAGUCGCGCCAUCUGCUUCCGGAGACUGGGAACUCGGCCACUGCCGCAUCGACACCACUCCCACUGGACGACGGUUAUUCCGCACACACGAAGACCACAUCCACUUACACCAAAUGCACCAAGAUCAAGUCGUACAGCAACCUACACACGAGUCAGCAAAGGGAAUGAUACCCGAUGAGGCAGAAAUUGCCGUCUGGGGAAGUAGUCCGCAUACCACUAUCCAGGGACUAUACAUACCGAAUAGACUGUUUACGACACAGGCUCACUUGGCGUUUGAUGAGGACAUGGUGAAGCGCCAGAUACAGAUGCGCGUUGACAAGGGCAGCAUCCAGGACAUAGAGCACGCGGACAGAGCGGCGGAGACGGCGCACUUGGAACACGAUGGGGUGAUUGUCGCGGGGGCAAUUUUGAGAUUAUUCUCAUAG